AUGGGCUUUCGAGAUUGGGCCAAGAUGGAGUUCAUGACGGGCGACAUCAAUGAGUUCAUGGACAGGUUAGCAGGAUAUAAAGCAACGAUCUCAGUAGGUCUAGGUAUUAUCGUUAUGCAAACAUCCAAAGUCUCCCACGAAGUACUUGAAGAAUACAACGAGACGAUCCAGGAUACAAUGUACAGCCUUAAUGUCAAUCUACAACGCCUUGAUGAAAAAAUGGAGCUUCUUGUCCAAGAAAGCAAAAGCAUCAGCGCUUCGAAUACAGGCACUGACCUAAGGGACGAGCGGGCUGUGACGGAGCAAUGCCUCCGAAUUUGCCAAGAUGCCCGUUCUUACAUCGACUCACUGGUAGACCGGGAAGAAUCCCUAAAGGAUCAGCCGCUCUCAGAAUCCGUUGCUGAUAGCGAGGCUCCGUUCGAGGCACAAUUGCUUAUACGCCGAACCUUGAAUGAGAGUCGAGACAACCUCGCCCAGACUAUUGGCCGGCUUCAGGAACGGUUGGACUCCAUGGCAACAAGUGGGACGCCCAAGAGUGACCUUGGCUACCUACAAUUAGAGGGAGACUUAAAAACCUCAAAGCAGUGUUUAGAGCUGUGUAAAACUGCAUCUGAGCAGGUUGCAAGUCAAAAGGUCUAUACUGUCGGAAAGAUGAUCGCUGAUGGUGACAGCGAUCAAGUAGUGAUCACGACUCUCGCAGACCUCUUUAAUGUCAAGAAGGCGUCGUCAACCGACAGAUCAGCGCAGUGGAUAGGAUCCUUGUCGGAUGAUACAGCGCGACAAGUGUCUAAAGAUCGGUAUAGUAGUCGUUUCGGUGCUGUGGCCGCGGUUGGGGCUGGCGAUGGCAUUAGCACCAUGCCUUCGACAUCCAACACUCGCGAAGUCAACAGUAGCUUGGCACGACGACCUGGGAAGACAGGGCAGCCAGUAGCGCCAGAGGCAGUGCAUAGGCGGCCUUCUGCAAAUGAGAUGAGAAAACGGGCGAUGGAAGACGGUGAUGAGAAGGAGACACGCCGAUAG
Fusarium mangiferae is the source of this 1020-nucleotide messenger RNA. RefSeq lists its product as uncharacterized. Lineage: Eukaryota; Fungi; Ascomycota; Sordariomycetes; Hypocreales; Nectriaceae. Bases 1 to 1020 code for a protein of 339 amino acids. The transcript has 2 exons. The record is from RefSeq and is a predicted model, not a curated record.